CCGUGGUAACGAAUAGCGAUGACGUUACAUCAUGAACUGUGCUGUGUUGUCACCAGCUGUUGUCUGGAAGACGAAGGAAAAAGUGUCUCGGUUGAUCGUGAGACCCGCGAGCGCACCGGAGCACGGAGCAGCACGCUUUUGGAGGUGAAGGAUGGUACCGGAUGACUGAUCGAAAGACCCCGGACCUGCAGCCAGCUCCACAGUGAUAGUAUCAAUUACAUAAAUGAAGACAGAAACUGUGAUAACGGACAAGUACCCACACAGGUUGGAGUUGAAGCCAUUUUUCUCUGCAGAGACGGGUAGGAGCACAAGCCUGGCACAAAGUUCAAACAGGAGGUUCAAAGAGUCGAUACAGUGCUUUUGAAGUGGCACCAACGCCAUCAUGAAUGUGGGCACGGCGCACAGCGAGGUGAACCCGAACACUCGUGUGAUGAACAGCAGGGGGAUGUGGCUCUCUUACAUCCUGGGCAUCGGCCUCCUGCACGUCAUCCUGCUCAGCAUUCCCUUCGCCAGCGUACCUGUGGUCUGGACCCUCACCAACCUCAUACACAAUCUGUGUAUGUACCUCCUACUUCACACGGUAAAAGGGACGCCGUUUGAGACCCCGGACCAGGGCAAAGCUCGCCUCCUUACACACUGGGAGCAGAUGGACUACGGCGUGCAGUUUACUGCUUCGCGCAAGUUCCUCACUAUCACACCCAUUGUCUUGUAUAUACUCACCAGCUUCUACACCAAAUACGACCGGGUCCAUUUUGUGGUCAACACGGUGUCUUUGCUCACUGUGCUCAUCCCUAAGCUGCCUCAGCUGCACGGUGUGAGGAUCUUCGGCAUUAAUAAGUACUGACAACGCUGAAGAGGACACCGCCUCCUUCCUUCAGUCCCCGUGGACUUGCUGAGAGCACACAGGGUAUCGGGCCUCUGAUUUUGGCUGCAGAUUGACGAGGAUCGGUAGCUCUCGACUCUGCUGAGCGCUGCUCUAAAUGAAGCCUACAGGGGAUACCGCCAUGGUACCAGACCCCAAGAAAGUGACACAAUACACUUUUACAGACAGGACAAAGGGAAAGUGGACUGCAGUGGUUCUUGGUGGCCUAUUUCCUUUGACUUAAAGGUUUUUCUAGAGACACUUUAAAAGCAUUCUUAAGGGAGCAUUAUGUCUGUUUUAUAUCCGUCAGGUGUCGAGAGGAGAGGGCGGUGUAGCUGCACAACAACACAGGCACUCUGAGGCUGUAGACAAAGUCAUUCUGUAUGUAAUGAUACAGUGCUGUAUUUAUUUAGCUUUUAGCUUCUUUUACUCUGGUCUUUUUGAGCUUCAGAGGAGAGAGGAACGGACUUUGAUGAAACGGUGAGGGACUUGUGAAGUGCUGCAGAGACGAGAAACCACAAAAGUUUUAUUUUUAGCACUCGCUGUUCUGCUCAGGGCAAAGACGGGGAAGUUAAGCAACCCUUUCUUUUUUUAUCUGACCGUUUCCAUAUUUGGACUCCUCUUGUCCUGCUCUGUGUGGCAGUUAGCCUCCCAUCUGCAGAAUCGUCUGGCCUGAGUGCAGAAAGAAUUCACUCCUCUGAUCCAACACAAAAUAGUGAGAAAUCUUUCAAUUUGUCGCUUAGAGACUUGUCCUUAAUAAUUUCAAAGUUUUGUGUAAAGACACAUGUUGCUCCUCUGUAGGAAAACUAUUUAGCCAUUCUAUAAGUCUGAGCUUUACCUGCGUCUCAGUUCAGGAUCUGGAGGCAAACAACAUAUUCUGAGUAACCCUCUGAGAAGGGUCUGCCUCUCAAACUAAAACAAUCAAAUACAGAAGUCUGGUAGAUCCUGAGAAGUGUUUUUAAUGUUAAGUUCUUUCACAUUUACAGAUGAUAGGAACAGAUUUUAGAGCCAUGUUUGUCUUCACCAGCUUCUGGCUAAAACAUUUAGCAAAGAGUUUCCAACCUGAAGAAGCUGAGGAGCCAUCGAGCUAUCGGCCGCUGCUUUCUGAGCUGGUUGAGCGCUGUAGGUUUUAGUUGUUUGCUUUCUUAAAGCUGAGAGGAAGUACAAAGUUAGAUGUUUUGUAAGUUUGUUUCUUAGGGAUCCCGCUUAGUCUUUUGUUUGUGUCAAUUAAAAGCAAAAUGAGGACGACUAUGCAUAGAAGAUAAUGUAGAAGAAUCUCAUUCUGAUAUAAUCCCUCAUUUUCAUCACACAGGAAACAACACUCAUUGUGUCUUACCUAAUGACACCCGGCCUUCUGCUUUUUUUUUUUUGCCUGUUUGAUACAUUUCUGAACUUCAUUCUUUGCACAAUGGGUGUGUGGCCCCAAGCAGAUAGUCAGGGGGCAGGCAGGGCUUCAUGAAAAGGUAGCAGCCAGGUGCAUCAGAGGAAGGGAGCGGGACGACUUUUAUCUGUGUUCAGAAACUGCAAACAGCUAAUCCUUCUCACUCUGGUUUUUAAGAAUCGCUGACUUGUGUCCAGCUUUAACUCUGGUCGUCUGCCAAGAUAGAAACCAGUGGAAAGAAAGAUGUGUUCACCAAAAAUUUAAAGCCACAGUUUUUUUUUUUUUAAAAGUAGGGUAGACAUAAAAAAGUCUGAUCCAAAUCCAGAUCCUUCAAAACAGUUAAGUGAUCCCUCUCAAUGCUGUCAGGAUCUUUUUUAUGAUGCAAAGAAAGGUAGAGUGCUAAAGGGAUUCUGAGGGAUGUUACAGAGCUGCUUUGUUUUUUGAUUAGGACUGACUAAAAGUGAACAUGUUAAUGUUCUUUUAGAGAACGGUUAGAGUACAUUUCUGCUUGUUUACUGCAGCUGUUUAAUCUGUUUCACUUGGCAGAGGAAGGUCACCAUGGUCACUGAUUCACUGUGGCCAGUAGUUUGUAAAAGUCAAGUACAUAUACUAUGAUCAGAUCGAGUGUGUUAGGAAUGUAGUUUGGGAGCUUUCUUCUCAAUUUCAUUCAGCUUUGCUUUGUGGGAAAUCAUUUGAUGGUUGUAAAAUAAAUGCGUUAAAUCUCCUACAAGAGCAACUAUUGCGGAAAAACUCCAAUUUCCAAAAAGUGAUUUAAAAUAUAUUUCAAUGGAUGCCUUGGCACAGGCAGAAUCUAACCCCAUCUUGGAUUCUGCCUGUGUGAAGGCGUCCAUUGAAAUAUAUUUUUGGAUGUCGAAGGUCCUUCUGAGAGCAUUGACCUCCACCGGUGUAGGGGCUGAAACGCAAGAGUUUCCUUGUAGUUCACAGAAAAAGUAAUAUAUGAUAUCUAAAUGGUAAAUGGACUUGAGCUUGUAUGGUGCUUUCUAGUCUUCUAACUACUCAGAGCACUUUUUACACCGCAGGUCAUACUAAACCAUUCACACGCUGAUGUGUAAAAUGUCCAUCAGAAGUAACUUAUCCAUUCAUACACCGCUGAUGCAGCAGUGGGAGCAACUUGGGGUUAAGUGUCUUGCCCAAGGACACAUCGGAUAUGUUGCUGCAGGAGUUGGGGAUCGAACCCCCUGACCGCCCAGUUGAGAGAGGACCGGCUCUUCCACUGAGCCGCAGUACCAAACAAUGUUCACGUUUAGAUUAUUUUUUAAACAGUGUGGUCAUAGUGAGAGCUGCAGAUUAAAAAUCCUCUCCAGAGUGGACCAAAUAUAAGAAAAAUCCAACUUACUUUUUAAAAUAUGUUUAAAGAUGUUAGCUUGAACAAGAUGAGCACAUGUUAGUCUCAGAGGUAGUGAUGAUAGCCAGUAGCUGAAGAAGUAGCAAAAUGACAGACUGUGACAGCACGAGUUGUUGUAGAGAGAGAAACAGUUUAAUCCGUGUUGGAAAUGAUAGACAAAGGAAAAGACAAUGAUUAAUCUCCGUCGUUUCAUUGAGCAGAUUGAUGUGGCCGUCGAGCCAAAGAACCAUCGCUUUGUAAACACAACUGUCCUGACUUCAGUGUGAUGUUUGUUGUCACCAUAAAGGGCUUACUUCAAAGACAUGCUGUGAUCAUUCAUUCAUAGCACAAAAGUGAUUUUUUUUUUCCUCCAACAUUGCAACAGUUUGUAUUGAGUGUUGACUAAAUGUGAAACUGUGUGCUCUCAGCUUCUGUUUGUUGAUGAGCGUCAGUGGAGUUUGAAGGAAAUGUGUACGAGUGCUCGAUCCAAAUUACAGUAUUUUUAGAAAACGA
Labrus mixtus (cuckoo wrasse) is the source of this 4101-nucleotide messenger RNA. It is a transcript of the gene ormdl3, whose product is annotated as ORMDL sphingolipid biosynthesis regulator 3. NCBI's taxonomy places the organism in Eukaryota, Metazoa, Chordata, Actinopteri, Labriformes, Labridae. Gene Ontology annotation, cellular component: endoplasmic reticulum membrane. The transcript is spliced from 4 exons. The coding region runs from base 383 to 844 and encodes 153 amino acids. The record is from RefSeq and is a predicted model, not a curated record. Gene Ontology annotation, biological process: ceramide metabolic process; intracellular sphingolipid homeostasis; negative regulation of ceramide biosynthetic process.